AGGCAAAUGGAAGUAUUAUGGUUAGAUUAGAGGAGUUGCCUAAUGAUAUACUCGAGUUGAUAUCGCAGCGGCUGACCCAAGUGGAGCUUAUACGGCUUAAUCGAGUUAACCGGGAUUUUUAUCAAAUUUUUACGCCAUAUCUUUAUAAACAAAUCUAUGUAACCGAGACGAAGGGGAAGAGUUGUAAAUGGAGUGUUGUUCAGUACGAUUUAAAGACUGGUGGACUUCACCGGUUUGAACGGAGUCUUGGUGAUAAUCGAGCUUUGGGGAAGUAUGUGAAGAAAUUAGUCAGUGAUGAUAUCAAAUUUAUAUUAUUUAAAUUGAAUAAUUGGCAAAAUAAAUACGGAUUCAAAUUACGCUAUUUCAAGUUUGGUAGAGUUCCCUAUAAUCAUUUCCAUACCGGGUAUGAUGAUAUUUUGAAACUUUAUACUAAGAAUAAGUGGCUACGCAACGUACAGGUUAGUAGGAUUGAAGAUUUAGCCAAACUUGCCAGUGACCAUAUAACAGAAUUAGAACUUGUUAUAGUUGAUUUCAAACACCAUUUUUUCCCCCGAUCCCAACGGUUGGCUCAAGUUGCAGAACGGCUCGAGAAAUUGGAGAUAAACUCCAAGCAAAACGCCGGAUUAAUUAUCUUGAAACAAUUUGAAAGCUAUGGGAUCCGGUUCCCCAAUUUGAAACAGCUCACGUUUAACCAUUGCCAUGGCGCCAUGAAUGACAUGGAGUACGAUAUGCGAUACGAAAUUCGUUUGGACAGUUGCAAAUUAAACAAGCUCUUCAGUGAGAACUUGGAUACUUUGAAAAUAGCUUGUGGGUGUAUGCAUGGAUCCAAGUAUAAACUAGAGGAAAUCCACGAGUAUACCCAGUCCCAGUGCCAGUGUGUGGACGCUAUACUCGAGCAAAUAGUAUGGUUCCCCAUCAAAACCCUUGAAAUCAGUAGAUUAGGGUCAAGUAUCAUGAAAAACGCUUUUGGUAUAAUUGAAUGGAAAACCCAGGUUGCAAAAUACUUACCCCGGGUUGCAAUCUCCAAAUUGACGCUUGACUCCAAUUGCCAAUUAUACCCCACGCAACUAUUUGACCAGUGUGUUUUGGGAGUGCAGCAAAUGAAAAGAUGCAAUGAUCGUUUAAUCAAAACCAUCAACCAGCGGGAACUAACCCACUUAUCAAUCCCCGACUAUUACGAAAGCAUGUUGAUCUGGAUGCAACCGGAAAUCGACAUCAAAGAUGAUUCCAUCCUUCGGUUUCUCCAAACAAAUGAAAAAAUCCAGUACUACCUAAACCCACUCUUGGAAAAACACCUUGUCGAAUACAAAAAUGACUUGAUUGGCUGUGUACUACAACUACUCAAGAACAAACACCAGCCAAACCAAAGCGUUCCUUCGGGCCUGAGUUCCAUCACCCAACCCUCGGCCACCAGCCCUAAACCAAACCACGAAUUCGAGUCCCGCCAGGUCUCCAGCGGCCUGGUUCCUCCCUUGCACCCUCCAGCCAGCCUACACGAUAUCUUCCGCCACGACACUUACAAGAACCUAGUCAAUUAUCAAUUUUGUGAAAACCUCAUGGCCAGCCGAAAAUGGGUCAUCGAGGGCACCGGAACCCAGGUCAAGAUCUCCCACUCCUCCCACUCCUCCCACUCCUCCCACUCCAGCACUUUGGAAAUCGCCUGCCACUGCGACGGCCUGGAGUUCGACCGGGUGGUGGCCUUUUUGCAGCAUAUGCUGCACCCCUUCUCCGGCAACAAGGUGGUCCUCAACAACUUAAACCGGUACACCACAAAAAAAAUGCCCACCCGUACCCCUGAUACACCCGUACCCCCGCUUAUCCUCGGUUCCGAUUGCAAAAAAAUAGGAGAAAAUCCCUUUUAACCGCCGAAAAAGAAAAGCAGCCUCCGGCGCCCGUGCACCAGCCUCCCCCAGCCGAUUGAUCAAAGUCAGCAGCAGACUGAAAUCGACAAUAGAAAAGGGGCAGUUUUGAUAGAGGUUCAUAACGUCACUAUCGCAACCAAAGCUUUGCUCUCAUUAGAUAACUUUAUAUAGCUUAUAUACCUUAUUAUCACAAUACUACCGUGAA
This is a messenger RNA of Hyphopichia burtonii NRRL Y-1933, 2067 nucleotides long. RefSeq lists its product as uncharacterized. Bases 18 to 1862 code for a protein of 614 amino acids. NCBI's taxonomy places the organism in Eukaryota, Fungi, Ascomycota, Pichiomycetes, Serinales, Debaryomycetaceae. Gene Ontology annotation, molecular function: protein binding. The record is from RefSeq and is a predicted model, not a curated record. The transcript has a single exon.